GCAUAUUACGCAUCUACUACGUGCUGCAACUACUGCAGGAAGCAGACGACAGAGAUUACGAACAUGUUUUCAUGAGUAGACGGAGCUUAUUUAGUAUUUCUUUGUAAUAAAAAAUGGCAGUUUGUGCAUUAUCAAAAGUCUUUCGACGACUCAGCAUUUUUAAGAAAGAUGACUUUCCCGUACGUUUCAUCACGACACAGACAAAGAUCAUUAGAGUUAUUCCAAGUUUAUUAAGUUCACUACAAAUACAAAAAUCACAUAAAAAAGUAACAGAUAAUCAUUUACUAUUUUCACCAAGAUCUGUUAGUCUGAACUUUGAUAUAACUAAAAAUGAACUGCCAUUACACAAAAUCAUUGAGUCUCCAAUGAUUUCAAAUUUUCAAAUUGAUGAACCUAUCAAAAAUGUUAUUGAAAAAAGUGAUAUAGUACCAAGUACAGUUAUUGAGGCACCUACACUGAACAUCAUUGAGAAAAAAGCUGAAAGAAUGAUAGUGAUAAGAAGAAAGAAAAUGAAGAAACAUAAAAAAAGGAAAUUUUUGAAAAGAAUGAAGUAUGUGCUUAGAAAGCAAGAACAGAGAAGGAAGGCUAAGGAAUAUAAAAUAUUCUAUGCAAAUCUACAAGAAAUGCAACGAACAGCUGAAGAGUUUGACCCAAAAAAAUAUGUUGCUGAGCGACUGCAUCUUCUUACAAGAGAAAGAUUGCCGAAUAAAUGGUAUGGAUGGUAUGCUCCAAAAGCUUUAAUAAAACAGUUUAUAAAAGAACGAGAAGAGGCAGAAGCAGUUAAACUGAGAAGGCGUACAUAUAAAUUAAAGGUUGAUUGAGUAAUAAUAAUUGUUUCAUUGUACAUUGGAAAUUCUUUUUAAUAGAGCAAUAAAUAUUUAUACUAUUAUAUAGCAUUUAGUACAUUAAUAUAUUUAACGAAAUCACAUAAUUUAGUUUGUUGUGAUAUAGAUAACCUGAUUUUAUUUGAUUUAACAAAAUACUAAAUUUUUAUUUUUAUGUUUUAUAUGGAAUGCUUAUUUUUUUAGUAAAACUUGUUACUAUUCUCAUAUGCAUAUCUGACAU
Molecule: messenger RNA, 1065 nt
Organism: Phymastichus coffea
Lineage: Eukaryota; Metazoa; Arthropoda; Insecta; Hymenoptera; Eulophidae
Exons: 2
Coding region: 114-821 (235 amino acids)
Source: RefSeq, a predicted model, not a curated record